AUGUCGAUCCAAGUACCACUCUUCUCAAAGUCGUUAUCCCAAAUCCAGCGACCAUUGCCUCCUUCAGAUCCACCAACCAGUCAAGACAUUGUACAUGCAAUUGUCCUCCUUGAGAAGGCGAAGGAGUUUUUAGCCCCCCCUCAUUCAAGAGAAAACUGUGCAGGGACUACUGUGUGGCCACUGUUGACGACCUUGCGAAAGCGCAGCUGUAUCUACACAAGAAAGCUGGACCAGAUGAAUGAAACACUGGUUCGGGUGAUGGAUAAUUCCAGGAUUCACCCUCUGGAGCAACGACUUGACUCUGAUUCCCAAUUGUACCACCAGAUUCCGAUCUCGUGGGACUUUGGAGCUCAAGACCCGGAGCACUUUGAAUUGCCGCCUUUACGCACGAACAACGACUUCACGAACCUUACCGAUUAUCAAUUGGACGAUUAUUACUACAGAAUUGACAUCGAUGACCAAAGUACUAGGGAGACGAAAAUCCAUUGCCUCCGAUACUACAUUAUUUUUCGAUUGACAUCGAACCGAACAAAUUUUACUCGAGUGUUGAACAUUUCAACUUGCUUAGUACUCACUUCUAUGGACGGCAACGAAACAGGACUAUUUGAGAUCAACUUUGCUCUGCACGCCGAAAUUGUGUUAUCCUUCGACUUUGAAAAGGAAUGCUUUCGAUCCUUGUCGUCUUUGACGAAGCACGCCGCCUCGCCGUCGACGGUCGCUAUGGAAGGAGUGAACGAGGAAAAUGUCGGGGUCGUAUUCUGGGGGACACGAGUCAGUGACGAGAAGAAGCUGGAAGUCGCAUAUGUGGAAUGA
Messenger RNA from Suillus fuscotomentosus, 813 nucleotides. RefSeq lists its product as uncharacterized. The transcript has 9 exons. Bases 1 to 813 code for a protein of 270 amino acids. NCBI's taxonomy places the organism in Eukaryota, Fungi, Basidiomycota, Agaricomycetes, Boletales, Suillaceae. The record is from RefSeq and is a predicted model, not a curated record.